GCAAUAAAUGCUGGAAGAUCUCCAUCAGUUCAGAAGUGCAGACGAGCAUCAGAGCAUCAGGAAGAGCUGAGAUCUGAUCAAAGACUGAGUUUAUUAAAGAGGACAGAGAGAAGAUGAGAGAUCCAGAGCCCUGCAGAAUCAAACACACUGAAGAUACUGAGGAACUAACAGGCCUCGUGGAAGAGAACAAGGAGAGAGAAGAACUGAGUGAAGUGGAGGAGAAACAUCACAACGAACCUGGAGGAAAACCUUCGAGUCACUCGAAGACUAAAAAUAUAUUUUUAAAGAAAAGAAGAGCCAAGAAAUCUUUCACCUGCACUCAGUGUGGGAAGAGUUUCCCAUUCAAGCAAAGUCUUGAGUGGCACAUGAGGAUUCACACUGGAGAGAAACCAUUCACAUGUGAUCAGUGCGGGAAAGAUUUCACGCAGACAGGACAUCUUAAAAAUCACAUGAGGAUCCACACCGGAGAGAAGCCGCACGCAUGUGAUCAGUGCGGCAAAACAUUUAUCGUGUCAUCAAACCUCAAGACACACCUGACAGUUCAUACGAAGGAGAAGCCGCAUUCAUGUUCUGUGUGUGCAAAGAGUUUUUCACAGCUGAGCAAUUUAAAAGUACAUCAGAAAAUACAUGCUGAUGUGAGAGAUUAUAUGUGCUUUGAGUGUGGGAAGACAUUUAUUUCAGCAUACAGAUUAAACCUGCACCAGAGGAGCCACACUGGAGAGAAACCUCACAAGUGUUCACACUGUGACAAGAGUUUCAGUCAGUCAUCAAAUCUGAAUGCACAUGAGAAGAUCCACAGCAGAGAGAAGCCACCCACGUGUGAUCAGUGCGGGAAAAGCUUCACUUUUAAAAGUCAGCUGAAGAUACACACGAGGAUGCAUGCAGUGGAGAAACCAGAUCACCACAGUCUGAGAUCACGGUCAGUAGUUCAUGUUCAUGUGCGGAGAAACAAGGUGUCUUCUGUGGAAGAGCUGUGACGAGCGACAGGACAUUUUGUUGGAGGCUUGGUAUCUGCUUCAAAAGUCUCACAUUGUUAUGAAGUAUUGAGUUGUAAUUAACUCGUUCCCCGUCAGCGUUUUAAAAAAUGUUGCCAGCCAACGCCAGCAUUUGAGCAUUUAACCUUUUAGGCGCCAGGGAUUUUUUGAAAAAUGCUGGAUUUUGACAUCAAGAUUUCAACAGCUUGUGGCUUGAAAGGGCU
This is a messenger RNA of Sinocyclocheilus grahami, 1198 nucleotides long. RefSeq names its product zinc finger protein 239-like. The transcript is spliced from 2 exons. Bases 114 to 977 code for a protein of 287 amino acids. Lineage: Eukaryota; Metazoa; Chordata; Actinopteri; Cypriniformes; Cyprinidae. Gene Ontology annotation, biological process: regulation of transcription by RNA polymerase II. Gene Ontology annotation, molecular function: RNA polymerase II cis-regulatory region sequence-specific DNA binding; DNA-binding transcription factor activity, RNA polymerase II-specific. The record is from RefSeq and is a predicted model, not a curated record.